Molecule: messenger RNA, 1833 nt
Organism: Photinus pyralis (common eastern firefly)
Lineage: Eukaryota; Metazoa; Arthropoda; Insecta; Coleoptera; Lampyridae
Exons: 11
Coding region: 959-1468 (169 amino acids)
Source: RefSeq, a predicted model, not a curated record
UCGUCGUUCUCCCAAAAAUUUGUAAAAAUUGACAAAGUGCAAUUUGCAAGUCCCUUCCUUUACUUACCUAUACUAGCUUUAAAUCAUCGUAGCCUUGGUGACAUUGGUAACUCUGGUGGUUCAUGCAUAUUGUGAAGAAGGGGAGAACUUUCAUUUCCAAAAACAUAAAGAAAAAACCGACGAGGAAAAGUACGUACAUUUAACGCAUGUCAUGAAGAUCAUCUAUUUAAUAUAUCUCACAAUAAUUAUUACUCUUCGACUUCAUAUGGAACAAUAAUAUGGAUAUUGGAUGCUCGCUCACAUUCAUUGAAAACAAUUGACACAAACUUCAAUAUUUGUCAUCUUUCAAUCUUAUACCAUCUCCUUAUUAUAACGAAAUUGUUUAUUGAAUUUAAUAAAGUUUCAUAUAGUGUGGUUACCCAGUCAGAUAUUACUCACAGCUGACACGUACCUACCUAAGUAUUGAAAAAGCCAGUCAUUGUAUUGUUGUCGACAGAAUUGUAAUAAACAAAUGCCUUCGAUUACACAUACGGCUAUGUGUAUUAUCGAUUAUUACACUGUUAAUACUUACGAGUUCUUUGAUUAAUAAAAGGCGUUUAUUCUAGGAAAAACAUUCAGGACCAAAUAGAUUAAUUGGUCCGGAAAUCUGCUGCAUAUCGAGGUUUCCUAGGAAAUCUUGAUUGAUAUUGUUGGCAAAAUAAGCAAGUUACCUUUGACUAAUACUUCUUUAUUUUGUAAAUUCCAGAGGUGAUUUUGAUUCUUCGUAAAUUACAUGGUUACUAAUCCAAAAAUACUAGAGAAGGGGGUGCUGACGUAAAAUCGUAUAAGAAUGGUCGGCAAUUACUACUCACUGAUAAAAUAAACAAGGCACUAUUUUACCCCCUCUAUUUUAGGCACAUUACCAUAAAGAAAAAAGCUCUAGAGUUCCAUUGUACUGUCUUCUACGCGAAAAUUAAAAAUGAUUUUCGGCAAAGUGAUUGUCAAUUUUAUGAUUGUAGCGGGGAGUGCAUUGGCAGUUGUUCCAGAAAUGUACUAUGAAGAUGGAACUGAUCUUUCAGCAGAACUUGAUAAUGUGGAGAACAUGACCGUUACAGGCGAGGGUGCAUUUGUAGAAUCGUUUCCUGAAACCGUUGGUAAAGUGGAGGUGAAUUCAACCGAAUCUCUUUCUCCAAAAAUGGGCAAACUGGAAAACAACCAAACCGAUUUCAUAGAGAGUGAAGCUGAAGAACUUGAUAAUGUGGAUAACAUGACAGAAUCGGUUGCUCCAAAAUUGAACACAUUAGGAAACAACCAAACCGUUUUGAUCAAGGGUGCGUCUGAAGAAUUUAUAUUACCAGAAAUGUGCCUGGGGAUGAACAAGAUCGAUCCAUCCAUAAAUGUAGGUGUAGCGAGAUUUGCACCAGUGAUCACCUUUGCGAUAUUUCUAUCUCUUUUACAUACUUCUAUUGUAUAUCUUGCAUUUGCCUAAACUUUUUGAGUUAAUAAUUUUAUACAGGAUAUAGUAACAUGCUAUCGUUAGAAAUGUUCAUAUAACUGUAUUUGUAAACUAUAUAUUUCUAAUACCAAACUAUAUUUUAACAUUUUGUUGCGCCAACAUUUGAAAUUUUAAUCGCUCUUUCGUUGCCAUCAAAAAUACUUCAAGGUAAAAGGGGUAUGUCUUUAGUCGCAGAUAAACCAGGUGCCCAAUUUCAUUAGUUUAGCGCAAAAGACUAAGAAUCGAGUUUGUAGUUUAGUUCACACGCCAUUAGACCAUGCAGUCCGUCAUUCUUUUUCUAUAAAUAAACAUUACCUUUGUUAAUUACUAUUAUCGCACAAUGCUUAUAAAAAAUAAUA